Pestalotiopsis fici W106-1 is the source of this 771-nucleotide messenger RNA. RefSeq lists its product as uncharacterized. Gene Ontology annotation, cellular component: cytosol; nucleus. NCBI's taxonomy places the organism in Eukaryota, Fungi, Ascomycota, Sordariomycetes, Amphisphaeriales, Sporocadaceae. The record is from RefSeq and is a predicted model, not a curated record. Bases 1 to 771 code for a protein of 256 amino acids. The transcript is spliced from 2 exons.
AUGGGCUCCCAAAUUGCACCACCACCAAUCCGCCUUGCGAUCCUCGAGACCGACACGCCCAUCCCGUCGGUGCAGGCCAAGUACGACAACAAGGGCUACGGCGCCGUCUUUACGGAUCUGUUCCGGCGGGCAUGCGGCGGAUCAGACGAGGCGCUGCGGGCGGCGCUGGACCUGUCGGCCCACGACGUGGUCAACCAGUACGAGACGGCGUACCCGGACCCCGAGACCAUUGACGCCGUCCUCAUCACGGGCUCCAAGCACAACAGCUUCGAGGACGAGGAGUGGAUCCUGCGCCUCGUCCAGUACACCCGCCGCCUGCUCGAGGGCGGCCGCGUCCGCAUCAUUGGCGUCUGCUUUGGUCACCAGAUCCUCGCCCGCGCCAUGGGCGCCAAGGUCGGCCGCAGCGUGCGCGGCUGGGAGCUCAGCGUUGUUCCUAUGAGCCUGACGGAGCAGGGCAAGAAGCUAUUUGGUAAAGACACACUGAGAAUCAUGCAAAUGCACCGCGACAUUGUCCACGAGCACCCACAGGGCACACUGCCGCUGGCCCACACGGACGUGUGCGCCGUGCAAGGCUUCUACGUCCCCGGGCGCGUCAUUGCCGUCCAGGGCCACCCCGAGUUCACCGAGUACAUCGUCUCCGAGGUCCUGCGCAUGCGCCACGACCAAAAGAUUUUUGGCGACAACUUGUUUGAGGACGCCAUUGGCCGCGCCGCCGAUGAGCACGAUGGUGUGCUCAUUGCCCAAGCCUUUCUCAAGUUUCUGCGCGAGUAA